Haemonchus placei is the source of this 624-nucleotide messenger RNA. NCBI's taxonomy places the organism in Eukaryota, Metazoa, Nematoda, Chromadorea, Rhabditida, Trichostrongylidae. The record is from the annotation of a GenBank genome assembly.
AUGAAGCCAGAAGGACGUUUCUCAGAAUGCACAAUAAGUUUAGCAAAUAAACUAUGGACAGUAAAACAUUGCAGAUCCUUGGUUGCUAGGGGAAAAGCCGUAGACAAACUCGGAGGUUUUGCACCAAAGGCCGCAAAAAUGAUGAAAAUGAGAUACAGUUGUGCUGUAGAAAAAAGUAUGAUGAGCUGGUUGGAUCAAUGUCAGUGGGGUCACUCUUCUAUCGAGGAUGUCGGAGAGAACAUUUACAUGACGACAAAAACAAAGGAGAACAUGACGGUGUCUGCAAUAAAGGGUCUCGAUGAAUUUGGCACCAACACUUCUCAGAGCACUACCGCAUGGUUCGACGAAUUAAAAGACAAGGGUGUUGGACAGGCAAAUAUACUCACCGAUGAGGUCUUCGGUCGUGGCGUUGGCCAUUACACUCAGAUGGUUUGGCAAUCAAGCACCAAACUUGGAUGUGGAGUGAAAUGGUGUGACUCUAUGACGUUUGCAGGCUGUCAAUACGUGAAGCAAGGAAACUGGUUCGAUGAGGAAAUCUACGAGAAAGGAGAACCAUGCUCCAAGUGCAAGUGCAAGAAGUGCAAAUGUGAUGCGAAAGUUGGGCUUUGUUCAAUCCGCAAAUGA